Molecule: messenger RNA, 1266 nt
Organism: Botrytis deweyae
Lineage: Eukaryota; Fungi; Ascomycota; Leotiomycetes; Helotiales; Sclerotiniaceae
Exons: 2
Coding region: 1-1266 (421 amino acids)
Source: RefSeq, a predicted model, not a curated record
AUGGCGCAAAACGCUUCUUCCCGACAAUCGCUAUCUUCCGCACCACAUCCCGCUCCCAUUCUACCUCCAUCCACCCCAGCAAAUUCGCGUCCAUCGCCCAAUAUUUCAACCCCAGCUUCAACACAACCACAAAAUCAAACGCCCACCAUGACAACUCCAAACAGUGAAGCGCGCAUGCAUCCUCCUAGUAUCCCACGAAGUUUGAUGACUCCAGCUAGAGAAUUAAGAGAAAGUUCCGUCGCGAGUAGUAUUGGAGGCGGAAGUGCGACGCGCAAACCCAGACAGAAUUUAGAUGAGCGCGAUCAAAUUCAAGCAUUGAAAGCUUGCAUCGCUCAAAAACACAAUUUCAAGGAGGGAACCAAGAGUCAAUUCUGGAAUGGAGUUAACGCACAAUUUCAUGAGUCUACUAACAAAGUUCUGGCGCAAAUGAGCGCGACUGUCGCAAGAUUGGUGGAAGCUCGUAGGAGACAAGUGUGCGAUUGGGAAAAUGGUGUUAUUCCUGAUAAGCCAGGCGGAGAAUUAAAUACGUUAUUGGAUGAAUGGAUUGAAUUUUUAAAGGUGGAAGAUUCGGACGCGGAGGCCGAAAGGCAACGACAGGUGGAUGCGAGAAGAAGGGUAGAGGAAUCAAGGAAAGAAGCCAGGAAACAAGUGAUUGCGCAGGAAAGCUCAAUGCAAAACCAAAGCCCAGGUGUGCGAAUUGUCGCGGGUCCAGCUCCCCCACAGCCAAUCGCAGAUAUGGGACAAAAUCAACCUCAACAUCCUCCUCCUCCUCCUCCUGGCCAAGAAAUGGUAUACCAAUCAGCCCCAAAUGGAGAGUUUGGCGAUGCGAACGGAUUUCGUCCUCACAAAAGAAGAAGAACUACGAAUAACGAACACCAUCUACCACCUCAAGCUCACCCAGAGCCAAUGGUUCCCUACGCCCCAGAGUAUCGACUCGCGCCUCCUCAUCCUCCAUCCCCACCUCGACGCGUCGUAGUAGAAGGCCAAUUGAGCAAAGAAGAUUGGCGCGAUAUCAUGGGCAAUGAUUCAAGACUACGAGCAUUAGAAAGCAAAGUCGAUAAAAUUGAAUUUAUCGUGUCACAAAAUAAUAAAUUGCUGUUGCAAUUAUUAGCAAACAAGUCAGAAGACAAGGACAAGGAGAGAGAAAGAGAUAAGAGGAAUGACUCCGAGGAUCAUGAUAGGGUACCCGUUCAUCUGGAUGCGGAAUUCGAGAGAGAUUAUUUAACGGGACGCUAUUCAAAAACUCCUUUACCAAUAAACGAUUAG